This is a messenger RNA of Dothidotthia symphoricarpi CBS 119687, 1349 nucleotides long. Its product is annotated as UDP-GAL-4-epimerase. Lineage: Eukaryota; Fungi; Ascomycota; Dothideomycetes; Pleosporales; Dothidotthiaceae. Gene Ontology annotation, biological process: beta-D-galactose catabolic process via UDP-galactose, Leloir pathway. Gene Ontology annotation, molecular function: UDP-glucose 4-epimerase activity. The transcript has a single exon. The coding region runs from base 75 to 1349 and encodes 424 amino acids. The record is from RefSeq and is a predicted model, not a curated record. Gene Ontology annotation, cellular component: cytosol.
CCCGUCGUUCAUUACCACACACUGUCGUUCCUCAGAUUCCCCGAGCGCAUACUCCAGAAGAAGCCGUUCCUGACAUGAACUCCUCCGUCGACAGCACGCCUGCGUCCUCUCCUGGCAUCUCCAGGUCAACCACUCCAGGAACCGAGAAAGAAGUACUAUUCGCCCCUCUCUCACAUUCACACAACGAGCAGUAUGUUCUCGUCACCGGCGGACUGGGUUUCAUCGGUAGCCACACAGUAGUUGAGCUUCUAAAAGACGGCUACAACGUUCUCAUCGUCGAUGACCUAAGUAACAGCGUGCCCGAUGUGUUUGACCGCAUUCUCAAAACCGCACAUAUGCACUUCGCCAAGAUUGGCAAACCUUGCCCCAAAGCCCGCUUCUGUAACAUGAACUACAGCGAUGAGGAGGCUAUGCGCGACUUGUUAGAGACCUACACACCACCAAGCUCUAGCAUGAUGUACUCUUCAAACGCACCACAGUCAAACAUCAUCGGCGUCAUUCACUUCGCGGCCUUCAAGGCCGUGGAGGAAUCUAUUCGACAACCCCUACGCUACUACAACAACAACAUCACUGGCCUACUCGCAUUCGUCACUAUUCUGGAUGAGUUCAACAUCAGGACAUUCAUCUUCUCCUCCAGUGCCGCCGUCUAUGGAACGCAGGCAGAUGGUUCAAAGCGCCUCCGUGAAGAGCACUGCGUACACGAGAACCAAAAAUACGUAGACGUCGAUGGUAUCGAAAAGUUGUCCCAACCAGGAUACAUAGGCAUUACCAGCCCAUACGGCAGGACCAAAUUCUUUGGCGAGGCCAUCCUGUCAGACCUUGCCACCAGCGACUCAGCCUGGAACAUCGUCGCGCUGCGCUACUUUAACCCUGUGGGCUGCGAUAUCGAGGGGUUGCUCGGCGAGGAUCCCAAGGGUGUUCCAUCCAAUCUACUCCCUGUUGUCGUCAAGGUUAUGACCGGUCAGCUCCCAGAACUUCAAGUCUACGGCAACGACUGGGACACUGCCGACGGCACUGCCAUCCGAGACUUCAUCCACGUCACCGAUCUUGCAAGAGGGCACACGGCGGCGCUGCGCGCCGCUCGGGCAGGCCAUGUCCCCGCUGGAUUCCGUACUUUCAACCUGGGAGCCGGUCAGGGCAACUCAGUCACAGAAGUUGUCAACACCAUGCAAGGUGUUUCUCAGUUGAAGGUGCCCAUGAAGAUCGUCGCAAGGAGAGAUGGCGAUGUACAGGCUUCGAUCGCGGCUGCUGAUCGUGCGAGGGCGGAGUUGGGGUGGUGGACCAACAGGACACUUCUUGACGCGUGUCGCGAUACGUACCACUACCUGAAAAUCCGGAAUACUGUUUGA